This is a messenger RNA of Diabrotica virgifera virgifera (western corn rootworm), 682 nucleotides long. RefSeq names its product DNA-directed RNA polymerase I subunit RPA12 (gene RpI12). The record is from RefSeq and is a predicted model, not a curated record. The transcript has 2 exons. Gene Ontology annotation, cellular component: RNA polymerase I complex. Bases 223 to 609 code for a protein of 128 amino acids. Lineage: Eukaryota; Metazoa; Arthropoda; Insecta; Coleoptera; Chrysomelidae. Gene Ontology annotation, molecular function: nucleic acid binding; DNA-directed RNA polymerase activity; zinc ion binding. Gene Ontology annotation, biological process: termination of RNA polymerase I transcription; DNA-templated transcription.
AUCUAAAACCAUUAAACAUUUUGUGACAGGCUACAUAUGCAUGAACAUAUUUUCGUGAUAUACAUAUAUUAAUUAUGCGGCUCUGGAAUUCCACAAAAAACAUCUAUUUUUACAACAGAGUUACCAAAACUUGCCAAAACCAAAGAAGAAGAAUAGGAUAACCUAAACCGAAGCAUUCAUAUAACCAUACUUUUUUAUUAUUUUAUUUAUUUUUAAAAAAUCAUGUCUAAUAGUUCUUUUAAUCGAAUUCCUGGGUUUUGCCCUGACUGUGGCUCAAUUUUACCUCCUUUGCAGGCUAAAGGUGGUGUUACGUGUUAUGCCUGUGCUAGGGUAUUUGUAGAAGAUGCAGAAGAAGUAUUUGGUAAUUCGAAGGUCCAGUACACAAUAACCUUUAAUUCCCGAGAAGCUAAAAAGAAGAACCUUAAAGAAGACAAGAGACAAAAAGAAAAUAAUGAUGAUGACGAGGGUCCAGUGGUAGAUAGAAAAUGUCCAAAAUGUGGCAAUGACAAAAUGUCCUACGCAACUUUACAAUUGCGAUCAGCAGAUGAAGGUCAAACAGUUUUUUAUACAUGUACAAAAUGUAAAUAUAAAGAAAGUGAAAAUUCUUGAUGUAAUGUUUAUAUGUUUUGUUAUUGUAUGUUAAAUAAUGUUUAAUAUAAAGUAAAUAUUUUUGUAUCUUUAA